ACCUCCAAAAGUCUGAGCCGGGCGGUGAUCAUGCACCAACAAAGUUCUCAAUUGCAGAGAAGCAGGGGGAUAGAGGGGCAUUAUCCAAGGCGACCGAUGGUGGUGUUCCGGACAAGGAGGAAAGUGUGACUGGCGGAUAUUUCCAGUACGGGAAACCCGGGUCCGGCCGUGAGAAGAGGACCCUACAAACUGUCAAGACACAUUUCUUUGUUGGCACCGAGGACGGGGAGGUGGUCUAUGUUGACUGGAUGCCACAGAAGGAUCAGGACACAGGCAAGAUCCAAACGCCAAAACCAGAUUUCUAUCACACCAUGCAUGACGGGCCCAUCAUGACGGUCCAGCGAUCCCCAUUUUUCAUGGAUAUCCUCCUUGUGGUUGGCGGUUGGAACUUCACAAUCUGGAAAGAGGCUGUUGUUAUCGACAAGAAUAACCCAAGCUCUGCUGAAUCGCUGAAAACUUUGAACGUUGCUGAAAACGAUGCAUUGAAGUCAGGACCGAUCCUCCAGUCCGCCCCAAACCCAAUCCGAAUGACGUCCGGGUUUUGGUCCCCCUCCCGUCCGGGAGUGUUCUACAUCUCUAAGGUGGAUGGCAGCGUCGACGUCUGGGACUUACUGGACAAGACCCAUGAAUCCUCCAUCACCCAGAGUGUGUCCCCAUCAGCAAUCACAAAGAUUUACCCGCACGCAGUGUCUCACAAGCAGCACCUGUUGGCUGUGGGUGACAGUUCCGGUACCCUGCAUAUCCUGGAGAUACCCUGGAGCCUGCGCCUGCCUGCACCCAAUGAGGUGACUGGGGUAGCCAACUACUUUGAGCGGGAAGUGAAGAGGCGAGGCUUCGUGGUGCAGAGGUGGGACUUCCGAGAGCAUGAGAAGCGAGAACUUGAGGCUGAGGCCAAAAAGAAGGCUGGGGAUGUAAGACAGGUUAGACCAACUUUGAUUGCGCCAAAUGUGCUGCUGACAGACGAGGAGAUUGAGUACCGCUUGAAGCUUGAGUACCAGACCUAUAUGGAGGCGGAGGGGAAUUUCUUGCGAGAGCUUGGGAUCACCAAGGAGGAGGAACCUCUGCCCCAGACGUAGACCGGGUGUGUUUUAUAAGUGGUUAAAUUUGAGAGCGAUGAAGGGAGGGCGACGGGGGUUAUUAUGCAUUUUUUAAAUUUUGUAUACUCAUGGCUAAAGUUCUUUCACACAAAUGGACAAGAAUAUGUUUCAGAAUUUUUAGUUCAGUACUUGCUCUGGCAUGGAAAACCUGGACUUCAUUCUGACGUUUAUCUUCAAGUAUGGUAAAAAUGUAUGUAUUUGAGCAGCACUCUGUGAUAACCAGCCUUACUGCAUGUGAGUUAAAGUGUCUUAACUCUCUGCUUUUAUGGAUUUUUCCGUUUACAGGAAUAUGCUUCUUAAUGCAAAUCCAGUCUAGGCUGCAAGUGGUGUCCCUGAUUAGUCUGUGCCCACUGCACAGAUUUAUAUGGAUAGACUCUUUACCCACUUGCAUUGAGGCUGUAUUUUUCCAUAGAGCAGCUCACAUACAGUACAAUAAUUCGAUGUCAGAUACUAUAUUAUAAUGAGCAACUCCAGAUGUUUAGCCCUGUCAAUCAUAACCAACAUGUUUUUGUUCCGACAAAUAAACAAAAUAGUUUGACAUUUGCUUCUAAAAAUCAACACUUUCUAUUGUGUGUUAUACAACUUUUGUUGAGUGUAUAAUUUAGAUACAUUUGAACUAUCUCAGAAUUUUGUGAAAGCACCAACUGCCAUGGUUUAAAACUAGUUAGACUUGUAACGCAAAUUGUUUAACUUGUAUUCACCAUUUUGGUAUACAUAUGUGAUUCAACAUUGUCACAUACAUUUGCGCUUGUUUUUUUUUAUAUAAAUAAACUAAAAUAGAAAAAAAGAAAGACAAUAUGGUGUUUAUGUUGCAUUGUUCUUUGAAACCUGAUUUGACAUAUUAAAAUUACACAAUUUGCAUGUCAUUGUAUGUGAUAUAAUUUCAAGUUGUACAUGUACAUGUUACUGUGUUUUAUUUGCUGACAUUAUAAAGACUCAUGUAUGUACAUUUAAUUAUCUCGCUACCAGAUCUAUAUUGAUUGAUGUUUGCAUUUUGUUAAUGGAAUGGUUAUAUUAAUUAGUUUGUGAUAAAUUAUUUAUUAAUCAUACUGAUAAACUAUUUGUAUUAUUUUUCAAAACUGAUCAAUAAAAAUUUGCAAUGGAAUAUAA
Molecule: messenger RNA, 2207 nt
Organism: Dreissena polymorpha
Lineage: Eukaryota; Metazoa; Mollusca; Bivalvia; Myida; Dreissenidae
Product: dynein axonemal intermediate chain 3-like
Exons: 11
Coding region: 249-1076 (275 amino acids)
Biological process (GO): inner dynein arm assembly; cilium movement involved in cell motility
Cellular component (GO): inner dynein arm
Molecular function (GO): dynein light chain binding; dynein heavy chain binding
Source: RefSeq, a predicted model, not a curated record